Aureococcus anophagefferens is the source of this 2527-nucleotide messenger RNA. RefSeq lists its product as hypothetical. The record is from RefSeq and is a predicted model, not a curated record. Bases 57 to 2348 code for a protein of 763 amino acids. Gene Ontology annotation, molecular function: ATP hydrolysis activity; ATP binding. The transcript has 5 exons. Lineage: Eukaryota; Pelagophyceae; Pelagomonadales; Pelagomonadaceae.
CAACCCCGCGCGGUGCUUGUCAUUAAAUUUUUUGCGGCCGUGCUUACGAUGUGCUUAUGCUAAAAUGUUUAGCUAAUUGUAUCGCAGCAAAAAUGCGACCAAAGCAAGCCCAAUGCUUCAUGAAAUUCGAUCAACAGAAAAUGGAUAUGCUGUGCAUACGAGCUCUUUGCGUGCUACCGCCCAUGGUGGCCAAGGCAAACAUCUAUACCCUGAUGCGGAACGGCCUGCGACCAUUUACGAUAGUUGAAAUUUGUUCACAGAGAGCUGCAGCUUCAUGCUGUGUGACUGUAGACGCAACAAUAGAAGAGGGCGUCCUGGAAGUUCAUGAUUGGGUACUACGGCAUCUAGGUGCGUCACAUGGAGGGCAGCUCGCAGUCCGUGUGACGACGCGAAAGCCGGUGAUGGGAUCUAUGAAGUUUGUUGAGUUGUCCACAUGGGUGCAAGCGCCAUCACCUGCCAUGCCUAGAGCUAUUCAACAUUGCUCGCCGAUCAACGUGGUCUCAGAGACUUUGGGUAGGCAGGUCCAGCACGCAUCGCUAGCUCAUCACCUUCGUGCAGGCGUUGCAAUCGCGGUGUUUGUUGAUGGAGACCUUCGAGUAUUUCUCUGUAUUGGACGAGUUGAUGCAGGCACUGACUUAGUGGUCCUGAAUGGCCAUAGCGAAGCUGUAGAGGAUAGGGUAUUUAAAAAAUUGUCGGCAGCAUCUCGUCUGAUAACUAGUUGGGUACCAAUCAAUGAGCGAGGGACCGAGCAGUUUGAUUCGGGGCGACCUUCAUCAAAAAUUAUUCAAAUUGGCACGGUAUUCGUAUAUUUAAACACAUCCACAUGUUGUGGGGAGGCUUCGAGAAUAUUUGAUGCGCUCCCAGCACUGCUUGUCGAGGGACGCCCCGGCGUCAGUAAGAGUAGAGCAGUGACAGAUGCCAUCACGAUAUUUCAGCAACUUGGCAUCCAUGUGGCAUGCUGUGAUGUGGAGAUCAUCCUCGAUGAAGCUGCAGUCUCGAGAGAGACUCACUUAAUCGAGGCUGAAACUUCAUCGAUAGAAAGCGGGGUGACAUCUCCCUCUCUACGUAGCUUCAUGCGUGCAGCGGCAGCAACAAAUGGUCUUAUGAUUCUCAAUAACUUUGGUGCUGUGGUGCGAGCUACAAGACUCCUUGCAAUCAAUAAAUCCGACAAAUUAGAAAAUCACGAUGUCGUGCGACGGGGUGGUGCAGCAUUGUGGUUCUCAGCUGAAAUUGAGCGCUGGUCAAAGAUGUGUGACGUUCCGAAAGCCUCCGGUAUUGUCAUGACAUGUGACGAACCAAUCAAUCUGGAUAAGGAAAACUUCAAGUCCAAGUAUCCGUGCAAGAGCGACCAAGGAGGAAUUAUUCAUGACUCCAUUCUUAGUAUUUAUCGAUUUGAGGACGUUGUAACCAUAACAGCAAAUGAUUUGCCUGGGCUGGCGGCUUUUCAAAUGCCGCAUCGUGAGCCUAUUAAAAAUUACUUUAAAAGCCACACCACUCUCGACCAGGGUGAAAUUAAUAUCUUGGGUUUAAAUCCAGCGCGCGGUGUUCAGACUCUUGUGUGCGCAGAUAUAUCUCAACCGAGUGGGGAGAACCUCAUGCCACCGCGAUGGCAAGAUAUUGGGGGUUGUUGGGCAGCUAAGGACGAAUUGGAAAAGGCCAUCUUCUGGCCCAAAACGUGCACGGUUGAAUUUUGUCAUUUCACUCUGCGUACAUCUCGUGGCAUUAUUCUCCAUGGACCACCUGGAAAUGGCAAAACACUGUUAGCCCGCGCUGUUGCUAACCAUAUGAAAGCAAGAUUCAUAGAUGUUCGAUCUGCAGAACUCGUCUUACCAUACCUUGGUGAAUCAGAGUCAGCUAUCCGUAGAUUUUUCGCCGUAGCACGCGAAAACACGCCAUGUGUUCUAUUUUUUGACGAACUCGAUGCCAUUGGCAUGGCUCGUGGUGACGCAGAGCAUGCAAACGGCUCAAACCUGCGUACACGACUUGUGGCAACUUUACUGAAUGAACUGGAUGGAGUGCUUGAUGAGAAUGAUGGUGUUCUUGUCCUCGCUGCAACGAAUCGCCUCAACACGCUCGAUGCAGCCCUUAUUCGACCCGGUCGUCUUGAAGUAAGCAUUUAUGUGCCUAUGCCGAGCUUCAGAGACCGCUGGGAUAUUCUUGCACUGGCUUCAAAUCACUUGACUCUUGGAGAAGAUAUUCAGAUAGCUGAGCUUGCUGCGGAGACUUUCGGAGCGUCAGCAGCGCAGCUGACAUCCUUGUGUCGAGAGGCAGUUUUUGCGGCCCUCGAUGAUAGUCCCGAUGCACGUUACGUCAACAAGGCGAAUUUUUCGAUUGCCCUAGGGCAAUGAAUCCUACGGCUGCCCUGCAUUUCUCGCCCUGGCUCCUGGGGUGUAGCGCACCGGCCGGCCCCCCCUGAGUCGCCGCGAACGCGGGAAAUUCGACGCGUUCUAGUUUGGGGGCCGCCCGGCCCCCCGGCGCCUGAGUAAAGCCCCCAGCCGCCGACCCAAACUGUCGGGGGCGUUUCGGG